Neospora caninum is the source of this 5655-nucleotide messenger RNA. RefSeq lists its product as hypothetical. The transcript has 14 exons. The record is from RefSeq and is a predicted model, not a curated record. Bases 1 to 5655 code for a protein of 1884 amino acids. Gene Ontology annotation, molecular function: microtubule binding; dynein light intermediate chain binding. NCBI's taxonomy places the organism in Eukaryota, Apicomplexa, Conoidasida, Eucoccidiorida, Sarcocystidae. Gene Ontology annotation, cellular component: cytoplasm; centrosome. Gene Ontology annotation, biological process: cytoplasmic microtubule organization; cytoskeleton-dependent intracellular transport.
AUGCAUUCUCUGUUCAAGUCAGCGUUGGAGGCAGCGCGUUCUGUGUCCUCUCAACUGGAUAAAACUUUCGAGGAAGCUGUCCGGGACACGGGCGAGCCUCGACCGCCUGCUUCCUUCAACUCUGCACGCCCAUCUCGUCGUCGAGUUCCCAGUGAUGGGCCUCAGAGUUCCGAGUCGAGGACCGACCUUCAACAGCGCAUUCUUAACGCCCCCGCCUCUUCCCCUCAUGGAUAUCCUCAGAGAAAACCCUCUGCGGGUGCCGCUUGUCCCGACGGUCGAAUUGCCGGAGAUGCAUACAGCCCCGCUGCUAAGCAGUCGAAGCGCGCAGACCCCGCCUCUGCUGUAGAGCCAGUGGAUCGGACCCCUGCCGCCGCAGGGAUCGGGAAAGGCACUUUCGGCGGCGAUGUCACCUCUGAGGAUCUGCGGGCUCGCGCCCGCGAGCUGGGUGGCCACGCCCUCGAGGGGGUUGCCCGCUUUUGGGGGCGCAUGCGCGAAGACGCCACCGCGGCGGCGCAGGCUGCUGCCGCGCAGUUGGGCGGAGGGACCGACGCCUCCCUGGAGGAGGCGGAGUACGAGAGAAGGAGGGAGGAGGUCCGCAGGCAGCGGAGGCGAGAGCGACUGAUGCUUCAGGAACGUCAGAGACAAAAAAGGGAGGCCGAAGAGGAAGACGCACGCUGCGCUGAAGGGAGAGGAGAGGACGAGGAGGGCAGCAGGAGGCAAGAGGCAGAACACGGCGUGAAUCCUCUCCAGGAGGACGAGGCGAGAUCUCGUGGACUCGGGAGAGAUGAAAGGACACAGGCAGCCACGGGACAUUUGAAGGCCACCAGAGGCCAGACACAAGUCAUAGUUAUUCCCUCGUUUCCUUCCAGUCCGGCCCCCGCUUCUCUUCCGCCCCUGACCCCGCAGCCGCCUCCUCCCCCACCUCCCCUGCCUGCUCCAUGCGACUUGCUCUCUGUUGAGCCUGUGCAUGCAGAUGUACACGGAACUCCUCUUGGGAGAGUGAGCAGCCGAACUUCAGGUGUUUCGGUGGGUAACGGAGCGACGACGACGCCGAUUGUGAGUCUCGGCGAUCCGCUGGGGGUCGUAGAGGGAGCGGGUCCGCGUGGAGGCGUCUCGGACCGGUGUGAGGAACCAGGAGAGGAUCUGUUGUCGUCUCCUCCCCCGGCAAAAGAAGACGGAAGAAUGGACUUUCUGGACUCUUCUCCUGUGCUCUCCAAUGCCAACGAUCCCUUUUCCUGCACGGCAGAAUCUCCGUCACCCCUACUGCCUUCCGUCCCAGGCCUUCCUAGUUCCUUUUCUUUCUCUCUCCCUCUGGGGUCUUCUGGUUCCAGCAGUCGGUCGCGCUUGGCAAACGAGACGCUCACCGACGCCCUCACCAGUCCCGUUCCCGCUCCGCCUCUCGCGGGCGGCUCGAUGCCCAGCUGCCGCUCUGGUCCCCUCUCUCCUGGUCUGCCUUUGCCUUCGCGGCCUUCGCCACGUCCCGGAAGCCCGUCUGGGGCCUCGGCGUCGCCGACUCCCGCUGAGGCUCCACGACCGUCUCCGGAUCUUCCCGCGCAUGCAGAUUCCGUUGCACGCGCGCAGCAGGAGACGGAGGCGGCCUGGCGAGCGGCGGUCUGUGCGCGCGCGUCGGCAGCCGAGGUGUCUCUGGCGGCUGGCGCGGCCCAGGCAGCGGACGCGAUUGCGACCUCGGCUGCCGGAGACGCCGCCGAAGACGCGGCCCUCGCCGCGUCUGCCGGCGCGACCGCGGUCGCGGCAGAGGCCGCUGGAGCCGCAGCAGUCGUGACAGCAGCGGCUUCGCGGGCGGCGGCCGACGCCGAGAGAGCAGCGGAGCUCGCCUCGAUGCAUGCAGAGCGUGCAAAGAUGGAGGUAGCUAAGUUGGCGCGUGAGAGUCGGCGGGCGAUCCAGGAGCUUUCGUGGGUGGGCGGGGGGGCUGGGGAGUCUCCCGGGGAAGAGCGGUGCUCGGGAGGUGGGGACCUGUCGAGAAAUGCUCCAGGCGACCUUCUGGAGAGGCUGCAGGACGAGGCGACUCUGCGAGAAACGCAGGCGGCGACGCUGCGUCGAGCGGCCGACGAAGGGCGAAGACAAGUCGGUGAGAUCUGGACGAUGGCGGAGGAAGCCGCCGAGGCAGCUGAGGAGGCGAGCCUGGCAGCGAAGGAAGCGCGGGGAGACGCCGAAGCCGCACGCCAGGCAGAAAGCGGAGCAGACCGCGCCGCCUUCCUCGCAGCGCAGAUGACGAUCGAGGCUGCCCUCGGAGACAGCCCCUGUCUUGCCACACUCGCUGCAGGAGACCCGCCGACCGGGCGCAGAAGCCGAGCUGUCUCUGCGGGCUCCGGCCCAUGUGGAGACGUUCGCGGCGCGACGGGAGGCGGAAGCGAUGCAUUUGAUGAGGUCUUUUUACUUGCGGCGACUCGCGACAUGGAGGCCAGGGUGGAGGGGGGAGAGCGCUCGGCGGCGGCCGCAUGCAGCGAGCGUCUCCCUUGCCCACCGGCUGGCGACGGAGCGGCCAUCGGAGGCUUGGCACGUGGAGAGAUACUGAGAGGCGUGGGGAUCGAGGCAGAGAGAUCACUCGGGGAGAGGGCGGCUCAGAAGGAGACUGCGGGUUUGCCGCAGCCGCCAGGCAGCGAAGGCGAGGAGCCAAACAGCACGCCGCUUGCCGCAUACGGGGAGAGAACUGUCUCCGCAGCCGCAGAGGCGGACGAGGAAGCAUCUCCAGGUCGCGCACGGCACGGAGACAGCAGCGAGGAGUUGCCGACUGCAGAUAGGAGACAGGGAGAGAGCGCGAGUGAGGUGGGAGACGCGAGCGCGUGGAGUGGCGAUGCCACACGGGGCGAAGCCAUGGCGGUGUGUGUCGCGCAGCAGGCCCUGGCCGGAGACGACGGAGAGAGACAUCCUCGAGAAAGAGAGCCUGGGGAAUCCGCGCAGCAAGAGAAAAGAGGAGACGAGCCGAAAUCGCCCUCGGCUGCUGCUGAGGAGGAAGCACUGGCGGCGCCCGGCACUCAACACCCCGCUGGAGGCGACGGUGGGGGAAAGGAGACACGAGGAGACAACCUGCGGCCGAGCCCUGCGGGGUAUCCGGAUGGGAGGCGAACUGAGGAGAGAGGCCGAGAGAGGGAGAGGAGCUGUCUUUCUUCAUCGUCGCCGUGGCUUUUGGCCUCAGACAUUUCAGGUGCAUCUGGCGCAGGGGAGGCGUUGCCGUCACCUCGCCGAGAGCGUUCAUCGCCGGCUUCGGUUCCUCCUGAUCUCGGAGAGAGUUGCGUGCCGACAUGUGCGGGCCGACAGCCCGUGGAAGAAGCGGAGGCGUCUGCCUAUGCGCUUUCCAGAGGUGCCGUCUGCGCGUCGCCAGCGAGCGGCGAAGUGGACGAGCCACCUCGCGCCCCCGCCUCGCCUUUCACGUCCACAAGGGCCAACCCCACAGUCUCUCAGACAGCCGCACCCGCCGCUGCGGCUUGGGCGGCUGACGCACUGCAUGCAACUGGGGCUCUGGUUCCGCGACCAGAGGACGUCUCUUCUGUCCAGGCAGGAGCGGCCUGCGCGACGCCUGCGGGGACAUCUGCGCCGAGCCGAAACGGAGACACCUGCGGCGCCUUGGAGGCCGACGGGCCCGUCGCGGAGGACGGCGCGACCGCGUUGGGCCCCAAAGGAGACAGUUGGGAGAGCCGCUUUCGAAGGCUGGAGGCGCGGAUGAAGGAGCGGGAACGCGAACUGGAGGAGACACUCAGACUGCGGGAGACACAGCUCCACGAGAAGGCGACGCAGCUCGCGUCCUUUAUGGAGGGCCAGGCGGAUUUUGAAAAGAGGCCGACCGUCGAGCAGCAACUGCGACGACAGGUCGCGGACCUCGAGCAGCAGACCGCGAGUCUGCUACAGACAGUUGACGCAGUGAAUUCGGAAGCGCGCGAACAGAGACGCCUCGCCGAGGGCGCGCGCGCUGAGAAGGACGAGAUGGAGCAGGAGGCUCAGCGUCUGUCGCGCCGAGUGGCGCAGCUUGAGCGGUCCAACAAACGCCUGAGAUCGGAUCUCCAGACGAUACGCGCGGAACGAGAUACGCUGCUUGCGAACAACGAGGCGCUUUCGAAGAAGACUUCCAAGCUUCAAACGCAGGCUUAUCGCACCAGCGAAGCAGAGACCCAGCUACAGGAACUACGCGAAGAAAAGGGAUCGCUGCUGGAGCGGCUGCAGUCAGUUGAGACCGAGCGACAGACGCUGCAAAAGGAUCUUGAGAGUCUCCACCGUCAACUGAGAGAUGCGCAGACGCGGGAGGAAGAGAUUCUCAAGAAGCACGCGGAGGCGCUAGAAAAAGCGCGAAGCAACGCCGAGCUCCUGUCUGUCAACAGUCAGCUCCGGUCUCAGCUCGAGGAAGUGAAGCUUCCAGUGAGACUCUGUAUUGGGGAGCGCUCGGCUCAGCUCCUCGAAUGCGAGAGACGCAGCGAGGCGAAGGAGACAUACCUGCAAGGCGACAUCGCGGAGAUGAAAACCAAGGUCGAAUCACUCGAGACGGCGCUGGCGACGUCGACCUCCCCGCUUCUGUCUCGCCUCGCCGCCGCCGAGCGGCAGGCGGCGGCUGCUCGAGAAGAAGCUGCGCGCUUGUCUGUAGAGACGCGGAAGACAAUGGAAGGGGAAAUGGAGGAAAUCAGAAGCCGCGCGGCGGAGGAGAAGCGCGUCUUGAGCGAACAGAUUGAGCGGCAGAAAGCAGAAAUCGACAGGAAAGAUGCAGAAGGAAGAGAGUUGCAGAGACAGCUGGAGGAGGCACUGAAACUGCAAGAAUCUGCCAAGGCGGCAGCCGACGGUGCGGUAGACGAGGCGACGCUAGAGGCGCUCAGAGUGAUCCAGGCCGACCUCCAGGAGCAACUGCGCCACGCGCGCAACCUCUUGAAAUCAAAAGACACACAGGUGGACGCUCUCCGAGAAGAGGUUGCGGAACUUCGCGAGGAGAUUCGAAAGGAACAAGAGCGAGAAAGCCACAAUCUGAAAGACGAGCCUGCAAAGCACACCGGAGAAAAGACACAAACAGACGAAGAAGAAAAGCGAGACGAGAGCCGGGAAUCGAUGCAUGCAAUUGGAGAGCUUGAGGCGGCGCACCCAACCGGAGACACACAGGCGCACCCAGAGCCUCCGCAUGCAGGCUCCGCGCGGCGCGACGGAGAAACCCCACACGCCCGACAGGGCAUCGGCCUCGCGCUCCCUGCCGCAAGGAUCGGCGGGGGUGUCUCCGAAACGUCGAGCGACGACCUGUCCGCGCGGUCGUGGGCGUCUGCUGUCCGUCGAUCGACGCUCAACGCCCAGACUCUGGCGGCUCUGCACACUCGAACUUUCGGAAACCAAGUGAAUCGACAGGUCGCGGCGCUUCAGGCGGAGCUACGCGUGACGGUGGAGCAGCGCAACGCCUUCGAAGCGCAGUGCGAGCGGCUUAUGCAGGAGAAAGAAAGUUUGAGUGCUCGAAUCGAACAACUCCAGUGGACACGCGGCGGCCCCGGAACAGAAGAAGAAAAGCUAGAGACCGCAGCGGAACUGAUCGGAGAGCUCCAAGACGAGCUGGAGGAGCAACAGGAAGUGAUUCGCAUGUACAAAGAGCAGGCCGAGGACUACGCGAGAACUAUUGCAGCGCUACAAAAUCAAAUCGACGAACAACGGAACAUGUCGCCCACAAACGCCUGA